GGACCCCUCCGCGCUCGGGCUGAGUUUCCGGGGGGGACGGGGACGCCAGGAUGACGUCAAUGAGAGGCGUCCGGAUGCGCUUCCGGGGGCGUUCUAUCAGCGGGACACCACCCGGAAGCCCCCUUGUUGUGGCGGAAGUAGGUGCUCUCUGGAAGUAGUGGAGGGAGAAGCGUGGCUGUCAACGAUGAUCCAGGCGAUUCUGGUUUUCAACAACCACGGGAAGCCGCGGCUGGUCCGCUUCUACCAGCGCUUCCCAGAAGACAUUCAACAGCAGAUUGUCCGGGAGACUUUCCAUCUGGUCCUCAAGCGUGACGACAACAUCUGUAACUUCUUGGAAGGUGGAAGCUUGAUUGGCGGCUCUGACUACAAGCUGAUUUACCGGCACUACGCCACCCUCUACUUCGUGUUCUGUGUGGACUCGUCAGAGAGUGAACUUGGGAUCUUGGACCUCAUCCAGGUUUUUGUGGAGACUCUGGAUAAGUGUUUUGAAAAUGUGUGUGAGUUGGACUUGAUCUUCCAUAUGGACAAGGUGCACUACAUCCUCCAGGAGGUGGUGAUGGGCGGGAUGGUGCUGGAGACCAACAUGAAUGAGAUCGUGGCUCAGAUAGACGCUCAGAGCAGGCUGGAGAAGUCGGAGGGCGGUCUGUCCGCAGCCCCGGCCCGCGCCGUGUCCGCAGUGAAGAACAUCAACCUGCCCGAGAUCCCGCGCAACAUCAACCUCGGUGACCUCAACAUCAAAGUCCCCAACCUGUCCCAGUUCGUGUGAGCCGCACAGUUCCUCAGCCGCAGAGCGCCUCUACCUGGAGCCAGAGGCGGGCACCGCGGGAGAACGGGGAGCACCCCACCCCCGCCCUGCCUCCCCGCACCCCACGGCCCCUGUGGUAGUCCCCAGCUGCUGCAGGACAGGGACUGUGGGGGGGGGGCAGAGCCUCCAGUGCAAGCAAGUGUCUGACUAGAACCUUCCUCAGCUCCUGGGCUUCCGAGUCCUGCAGACACGGUGGGGCGGGCCCGUGCCGCGUCCGCUGUGGGAGAGGCAGCCUCCCGAAUGGGCCUGGACGAGCUGGCGCAGGUGAGCGGACUGGGCCCCUCUCUCGAGUCUCCCCACGCCCACGUCCCUUCGCCCCAAGAUGGUAAAAUGGGAAUAAAGGAAGGAAACGCA
This is a messenger RNA of Dipodomys spectabilis (banner-tailed kangaroo rat), 1159 nucleotides long. RefSeq names its product AP-3 complex subunit sigma-2. The transcript is spliced from 6 exons. Gene Ontology annotation, biological process: Golgi to vacuole transport; intracellular protein transport. Lineage: Eukaryota; Metazoa; Chordata; Mammalia; Rodentia; Heteromyidae. The coding region runs from base 185 to 766 and encodes 193 amino acids. The record is from RefSeq and is a predicted model, not a curated record. Gene Ontology annotation, cellular component: AP-3 adaptor complex; membrane coat; intracellular membrane-bounded organelle.